AGUCGUCCGCUGGUGUUGCACUGUGGGAACUCCAAAAUGGCGCUGAACGUGGGCGAAUUACUCGCUUAUCAGCCUGACCGUGAGUCCAUCGCCAAGCGUGGACAUGACGAUGAUGAUAACGAUGAGGAUGACCUGGACAGGCCGGUGCGGAAGGCGCGUGUCCGAGACGUGGAGCGGUACAGGAGACACAGCCCUGCACAGCAGACAGGCAUGUCUGAGGAGGAGAAGGCUGUGAUUCUGGAGAAGUUAGAACAGGAGGAUGACAUGGAGACCCUGGAUGAGGCGGCCCUGAAGAGGAUGAUCCUGACGUUUGAGAAGCGAGUCUACAGAAACCAGGAGAUGAGGAUCAAAUAUCCUGACAGCCCAGAAAAGUUCAUGGAGUCAGAGCUGGAGCUCCAUGACACCAUCCAGGAGCUGCAUGUGAUCGCCACUGCUCCGGAGUUGUACCAUCACCUGGUGGAGCUGAAUGCUGUCCAGUCACUCUGUCAGAUGCUCAACCACGAAAACACUGAUAUCUCCAUUGCUCUGGUGGACCUGUUACAGGAGCUGACUGAUGUAGACACCCUGAAUGAGAGUGAGGAGGGAGCAGAUGCUCUCAUAGAGGCACUGUUGGAUGCCCAAGUUUUUGGGAUGUUGGUGACCAACCUGGACCGACUGGACGAGUCUGUGAAAGAGGAAGCUGAUGGAGUUCACAACACACUGGGUGUCAUAGAAAAUAUUUUAGAGUUCAAAGCCGACAGAGCGAACGACGCCGCACAACAGGGUUUGAUGCCGUACCUGCUGAAAAGGAUAAAGGCAAAGAUGCCAUUUGAUGCCAACAAGCUAUACUGCAGUGAAAUGUUAGCAAUCAUCCUACAAAACAGUGAAGAAACCAGAGAACAGCUUGGAGAGCUGGAUGGAAUCGACACACUGCUUCAACAACUAGCUACAUUCAAGCGGCACAACCCAGCCAACAGUGAGGAACUUGAGAUGAUGGAAAACCUGUUUGACUGCCUGUGUUCUGCCCUGAUGCUGCCAGCCAAUAGGGACAGGUUUCUGAAGGGGGAGGGGCUUCAGCUCAUGAACCUGAUGCUCAGAGAGAAGAAGAUGUCCAGGAACAGUGCCCUGAAGGUGCUGGACCACGCCCUGACAGGACCAGAGGGUGUGGACAACUGCACCAAGUUUAUUGACAUCCUCGGCCUGCGCACCAUCUUCCCUCUCUUCAUGAAGACACCCAAACCUAAUAAGAAGAUUGGCAGGAUGAAGGAAGAACAUGAAGAGCAUGUUGUGUCCAUCAUUGCCUCACUGCUGAAGAACGUCAAGAGUAACCAGAGACAGAGGCUACUGAACAAGUUCACAGAGGCUGAUCAUGCAAAGGUGGAUCGCCUGAUGGAACUUCACUUCAAGUACCUGGACAAGGUUGGCGCGGUGGAUGCGCAGAUCGAGCGCGAGAAAGUGGCGUUACGUCGCCAGGGCGAAGAGGUGGACGAACCAAUGGAGGAAGAGUUCUAUUUGCGGCGACUGAACACCGGACUGUUCACCUUACAGCUGCUCGACUAUAUCAUGUUAGAGAUCUGUAGUACAGGACCAGCCAGUAUCAAGCCCAGAGUGAUGCAGAUCUUAAACCUGAGAGGAGGAUCCAUUAAGGCCAUCCGUAACAUCAUCCGAGAGUAUGCAGCCAAUGUCGGUGAUGCAAAGAGCACUGAAACCAAGGAGGCAGAGCAACAGAGGUUACUGAGUCUUGUGGACAGAUUCUAGCAUGGUUGUCAGGGGGGGGGGAGGGGGGUUAUAGAAUUACUUCUUACAGAAUAUUGACAUCAGUUCCAUUUCUUUAGACGUCAUUAUGAUUUUUUUUU
Messenger RNA from Branchiostoma belcheri (Belcher's lancelet), 1835 nucleotides. RefSeq names its product beta-catenin-like protein 1. Gene Ontology annotation, cellular component: spliceosomal complex. The record is from RefSeq and is a predicted model, not a curated record. The transcript is spliced from 15 exons. The coding region runs from base 37 to 1737 and encodes 566 amino acids. NCBI's taxonomy places the organism in Eukaryota, Metazoa, Chordata, Leptocardii, Amphioxiformes, Branchiostomatidae.